CACCCCACCAAAACGUCCAAAACCCUCAAAAAACCCUCCGAGACCCAGUGCCAAAUUCGGCGAUACUUGAACCGAUUGCAGAGAAAAAAAGCUUUCCAGCUACGCUCCAAUGGCGGCUAAGGAUCAACAGAAGAGCAAACCCAUGAAGAGAAAGCAAAUUUCCAGCGCUAAACCCGAGUCUGGUAACUCCAUUUCCAAAAAACCAAAGUUCGUCGCGGAUUCGAAGAAGCCCUCGAAUGAUCUGAAACAUGUCGCGAAGAAACCUUUCAAGGGUCCCAAAGACUCCCAAUCGGGACAUGGAAAUGAGAAGAAAGGUCCCAUGUCGACGCGAGAACGUCGGCUCCACGCCAAGGAACUUGCCGAGGCCAGGAAGAAGAAGAGGAAGCGUCAUUACACUUUAGAACAAGAUCUUGCACAUCUAUGGGAAAAGAUGAGGCGUCGCAACAUUGCGAAAGAAGACAGAGCCAAGUUGGUGAGUGAAGCACUAGAAAAGAUGAAGGGAAAGAUUUCUGAAAUCGCUAGCUCCCAUGUUUCUUCUCGUGUUCUACAGACUUGUGUGAAAUACUGUUCUCAAGCUGAAAAGGAUUCCGUAUUCGAGGAGCUUCAGCCGCAUAUUCUCACCCUUGCAACUAACACGUAUGCAGUUCAUCUGGUUAAGAAAAUAUUAGACAGUGCUUCUAGAAAACAGCUUUCAGCAUGUAUUUCAUCUUUCCAUGGACAUGUUGCUUCUCUUCUUCGUCACAUGGUUGGAUCUGUGGUCAUUGAGCAUGCAUAUCAAUUGGGAAAUGCAACUCAAAAGCAGGAGCUUUUGAUGGAAUUGUAUUCUAAAGAGCUACAGAUAUUUAAAGACCUCGUCUCAACGAAAGAGAGCAGGUUAAUAGACAUAAUUUCAAAGUUAAAUCUUCAGAAAAACUCAGUCAUACGCCACAUGACAUCGGUGAUCCAGCCGAUUUUGGAGAAAGGAAUUGUUGACCACUCCAUCAUACACAGGUUGUUGAUGGAGUUCUUUAGUAUAGCUGACAAGUCCUCUGCAACAGAAGUAAUCCAGCAAUUGUCUAGUCCGCUUCUUGUUAGAAUGAUCCACACUAAAGAUGGAUCUAGGAUCGGGAUGCUCUGUGUCAAGCAUGGGAGCGCAAAGGAAAGAAAGAAGCUAUUAAAAGGAAUGAAAGGGUUCAUCAAAAAAAUAGCUCAUGAUCAGUAUGGAAGUUUGGUGCUAGUCUGCAUACUUUCAAUUGUUGAUGACACAAAGCUUGUAACGAAGAUUGUCAUUCAGGAAGUUCAAGAAAAUUUAGAGGAUCUUGUUCUCGAUAAGAAUGGAAGACGUUUGUUACUGCACCUACUUCAUCCAAAUUGCUCACGCUAUUUCAGUCCUGAUGAUUUGGCUUCUUUUGAUUUGUCGAUACCUUCUCUUUCCUCCAAGGUGGAAUCAAAUGAUCAUUCUGAAAGGAAAGCUUUUCAGGUUAAUGGAGCUAGCGAGGAGGUUAAGCCUAAUAAUGACAUGGAGGUGACGGAAGCAGAGGCCGAGAGAAGUGCCGAUCCUGGCGAGACAGUUCCUGUGGUUGAGGGUGGAAAGAAGGAUCCUUCCAUAAGAAGGCAAGAGUUAUUAGUCAAGAGUGGAUUGGCUGAGAGGCUUGUUGGUGUGUGCGUUGAGAACGCGGGAAAAUUACUUCGAUCAAAUUUUGGUAAAGAAGUGAUAUACAAGGUCGCAACUGGCGGUGCUGAUGGCAUUCUUAACUCAACUAUGGAAGAUAAGUUGGACACAUUGCAUAAAGCCAUAGCGUCUCUUGUCGCAGAGCCUAAAUCUGAAGAAUCAGAAGAAGAGCGUGUCCUUGAAAAUUUUCAUUCUAGUCGGACCAUUCGAAAGCUGAUCCUGGAUAGUCCCACUUUUGCUUCCACACUAUGGAAUACAGCACUGAAGGGAAAGUGUGAAACGUGGGCCAUGGGUCAUAGUUCUAAGGUGAUUUCUGCGUACUUAGAAUCCUCGGACUCUAAAGUGCAGGAUCUGGCAAAAAAAGAGCUGCAGCGCUUGAUAGAUCGCGGCAUACUCAAAAUCCCCGAGAAGCAGUCAACCGCUGAAGGUUAAGUCCGUCGCAAUGAUGAUUGGAGGAGAGUGCUUCACCAGUUAUUUCUACAGAUAUCGCUGGUUGAUUCGAUAUUGUAUUGAACCAUUGUCAAGAAAGAGACUUCGAAAUUUGUUGUGACCGCAAAUGUGUUCCUCGGGCAGAAUUUUUUCAUCUUAAUCGGUAUUGAGGCAACAUGAAAUUUUGUUAUAUGAGUAGCCUGUGACUGUUGAAUGGAUAUGCCGACUCGAAUGUGGGUUUGUAGUCUGAAGUUAUAAAUUUUGUUUGUUACCUACACAAAUUCUGUAUAUUAAACAUGAGUUUGGAGCUACAAAAUUUUGAAGUUUUAUUAUGUUUUCUUCCUAAUGUAGUAUUUUUUGUCUAACGCUGACUGAUUGG
Morus notabilis is the source of this 2459-nucleotide messenger RNA. Its product is annotated as pumilio homolog 24. The transcript is spliced from 17 exons. Gene Ontology annotation, cellular component: nucleolus. Lineage: Eukaryota; Viridiplantae; Streptophyta; Magnoliopsida; Rosales; Moraceae. The coding region runs from base 110 to 2083 and encodes 657 amino acids. Gene Ontology annotation, biological process: regulation of translation. Gene Ontology annotation, molecular function: mRNA binding. The record is from RefSeq and is a predicted model, not a curated record.